Paramecium tetraurelia is the source of this 2742-nucleotide messenger RNA. RefSeq lists its product as uncharacterized. The transcript has 3 exons. The record is from RefSeq and is a predicted model, not a curated record. NCBI's taxonomy places the organism in Eukaryota, Ciliophora, Oligohymenophorea, Peniculida, Parameciidae.
AUGCAUAGUCUUAAUAGCGUGCAUCUAGACAAUCUUAAUACAGUUGGCUAAUAAGAUACAUCCAUGUGCAAGAACAUUCCUGUAAAUAAUGAAUGUGACUCAUCAUCAAUUGUAUUACUCAAGAAAAUAGAAGCCCCCAGUCCUGAUAUCCCUGGCUUCAAUUAACCUGUUUUCAAACCCUUUCAAAAAUUAAUCAUCUAUUAUCAUAUCGGGUUCUUUGUUCGAAAACUAUUGAAGUACAUUAAACCAGAUCAAUCAUUUAAACCCAAACAUUACUAUCUCAUCAAUGAUAAAAGCUCUGGCAACAUCAAAGAUUUUAUCAGUUAUGCUGGCAAAUCCAAAUCAACAGUUAUGCAAUAUCCAAGUCUAGAUGAAGUUGACUUCUUCGUAAGGUUACGAUAUCGAUACAGAUAAGGUCUGGAAAAUUUUUAAUAAAAAAUGUUGUACUUAUUUGAAUAGAUCCCCUUGAUAGAUCCAUCAAAUAAAAUCAAAAUCAUUUGGGAUCUACUCCUUAAUGUAUUCAGAAUUUACCUUAUGUAUAUUAUACCCAUCAUCAUUACAUUCGAAUAGCUGAUUGAAGACUACGAUUACAUCAUUAUCGUGUCAUAGAUAGUGUUUGCAAUUGAUUUACUAUUACGAAAUAUCACUAUUUAUUAUGAUUAGGGCCUGCCUGUUGUGGAUCGUUAUUAGAUAGUAAAGAAUUAAUACCAUAUUACUAACUUAAUCGAAUUGAUGGAAAUUUGUUUGCUCUUUACAAUGGCCUAUUUCAAAUUCCAUUUUAACAACCAAUUCAUAUUAUUUGGAGGUUGGCCUAAAUUAUGGAUGCUCUUAUAUUUUAUUUAGUUAAAAAAUCUAUUAAAUUUUAUAGGCUCAUGGCAGCAAUCCUUCUUAAUGGGCCAAUUGGUGUCAUCAUUAAUAGAGUUAUUUAAAUUAAUAGGCUUAUUACUUAUCAUAUAACAUUUUUUUAGUUGUAUAUGGUUGAUAAUUGGAAAAUAUCAUCUUAUUUUGGGAAAUUCUAAUUGGAUUACCUUUUUCAACUUGGAACAUGUUUCGUGGACAGAUUUAUAUAUAGAAUCUAUGUAUUACACUAGUGUAACUAUGUAUACGGUGGGAUAUGGUGAUAUACAUCCAAUAAAUAUCUCUGAAAAGAUGUUUGCCUUUUUAUUUGUCUUCGUGUGUACAUUCCAACUGUCCUUUAGUUUGAAUACUAUUGGUGAAAUUUUAACUAGGAUGAAAAACAAUAAUGAUAUCAUUAAUAAAAAACUGAUCUUCAUCAAUCAGUACAUGCAUAACAAAAAAAUAAGUCAUCAAUUGUAGUUUUAAGUGAGGGAGUAUCUAAACUAUUAUUGGUAUCAAGAAUAAACAUAAUAAACGAAGGAACAGACAGAAAUUCUAAGUUAGUUAUCUGAUGAUCUGAGAAAAUAAAUAGCAGUUGAAUCAAAUAGUAUAGUACUUAAGAAUUGUGAUUUUUUUUACAAGAAUUUUUCAACUGAUUUCUUGAAUGAACUACUGAAACAUCUUCAGUUUCAAGCUUUUUAACCCUCAUCGACAAUUAAUAUCUUUAAUGAUGACGAUCAUUUCAUACAUAUCAUUGAAUCUGGAUAGGUCGAUAUUUAUGAUAAAGCUUAUGAUAAAAAGGUAUUAAUCGGUUGUUUUAAAUCAAAUGAGCAUUUUGGAUUGAAUGAAUUCUUGAAUAAUUAAAAAAACAGCAAAUACGAAUACAAGAGUUCUGGAUUUGUCAGCACUUUAGUAAUACCUAGGUCUAAGUUCCACUCAAUAUUAUUAAAAUACCAAGCUGAUUUUGAAGUGUUUUGGAAUCUUAAAAUCAAUAAUUAUACAGAAUUGAAAUGUGCUGUUUGCGAAUCAAAGAGACAUCCUCCUGAUCUAUGUAAACAAGUGCAUUAUAUUACCGAUAGAGAGAAGGUCAUUAAAUAAUUCAAUUUCUAUUAGAAUUAGGAGAGAUCUAAAUUUAGAAGAAACUCAAUCAGGAUUAAGCAAUUGUAUCAUGCUUAGACUGAUUAAGAGAUUAUCAAGGAAGCUGCUUAAAUGGUCAAAGUGAAAAAUGACAGUAUGUUUUUCUAGAAAUAUCAUAUUAAUGAGGAGGAAACAACCCAAUAUGAAAGUUAAGAAAAUAUAAACAAAAAAUAUAUGGAUUCGGUGGGAAUAUUAAUUAAGGAUCUUGAAAGCCGAUCUUAUCUCGAUUUCUGUCAAAAGUCUCAUAAGUCUAAGUCUGAGAAAGAAAUUUUGGAGUUAAAAAUACACUUUUCAUUGGAACUGCAAACUUUAAAGUCUUUGAAGGAUAAACUGCAUCAUAAGGAUUUAUAUACAGAGAAGGACAUUUAAUAGAUAGAGUAUUUGAUUAAGAUUUUAGAACUUAAGCUAAAUUUGGAAGACAAAAUUGAACUUGAUUAAUAAUAGGAAUAUCAGACUUUUAAUUAAAAAGCAAAUAUAAACAUAGUCUUAAAGAAAUUAAUUCAUCCUGUGAAAUACAUAGUAACCUAGACCUCGAAGAGCUUGGAUUAGUUCUAAUUAAUUAGUGGGAAUGGUUGGAUGAAAUACAUGUUGUAUCCUUUUGAUUUCAUAAAUCAAUACAGAUUGAAUAUUAAUAGGUUAGGCUUACCCAGAAAAUCGAUGGUGGUACGAUAACAAGAACGUCGACUAACUUCAGUCUUAUUAAUGAGAAAAAAACAAUAGACUAUAAGAUCAAUGAAAAGAUCAAUUUAGGUAUAUCCAAUAAAAUGA